AUGCCGUACACAGAUAUAUACGAUUCCAGCCUCCCAGACUCGUCUCCGGCUUCAUCACCAUCCCCUUACGAUCCAGCAGACUCCUCGCCCCCAUCGUCGCCUAGCUUGACACCUAUUCGCACACCCCAAGUGUCGCCGGGCCCGAUACAUCCCUACGCGGCAUCUACGAAGGCAACAAAGGCAUUUCGUAUCUAUGAUCAGCGCAGUCGUCCCCUUGGUUGGAGUGCUAGUCGGGGAGACAUGGAGGACGAUGAGGCACACGACCAGUUUUAUGCGACUGAUUUUGGGAGUCCGAGGUCAAAGAAGCGUCCGUAUACGCGACCCAAAAGCUUCCGGGAAUCGUCUUCCGGUGGUUUAAUGGGUUAUUCGUAUGCACGCACGUCCUCUCAGGCUGCAGACCCUCUGGCUGGGUCUGCGAAAGGGAGACCUCCGCGGAGGAAGAGAGAUUUUGCUCGUGUUCGGUCCGACGAGAGCACAUGUUCGAGCUCUAGCAUUCUCUCGUGCGCGAGCACGUCUGGAGCAUCCACUUCCACAGCGCAGUCGGAGGAUGUGCCCACGGAUUGUGAGGAAUCCAGCGAUUUAUUCUCUACGGACAACGAUACUCCCCGAGGGUCGUUUUCUUCCUCUGAUCAAGGCUGUGAGCGGGCUAUUUGGGAUAAGGCGAUCACAGAGGCAGUAGAUUCUGCUCAUGGAGUCAUUUAUUUGGCGAAUGGCCUUAUGCAGCAGCCUCUGACCCAAAUUCCGCCCUCCAUCGCGGAUCUUGCAGGUCUCGUAGUCCUAUCUCCUGACAAGCCUACACCUCAUCAAGGUCGGCCGUUCAUGCGAGCGGCCACUCUCCCAACAUUAUCUGCCCACAACUGGAGCUUCUUGUCCACUGAGUUGCUGGAAGGACCGUCCUCCCAUCGACAGUUGGUGGGAAAGUCAGCUUCGUUUGUGGGCAUGCAGCCUGCCGUUGCCUCGAGCCACGGCCAGAUCAAGCUGUUUCUCAACGGCCAUGCAUUUCGGACACUACCGGCUGAACUCUUCCAGCUUUCAGGCUUGACAGUGCUGACUUUGCGAAAUAAUGCUAUAACUGAGCUGCCUCCACAGAUCGCGACUCUCACCAAUCUUCGCGAGCUAAAUGUUGCCUUUAACAAACUUCAGUGGCUACCUGCAGAGAUGCUGGACAUGCAUCUUGAGACACUGAGCGUUACAGGAAACCCAUGGCUCGUGCCUCCAAUGAACCUAGACGAAGAUAAGCCGGAUGAUAAACAUACAAGUCCAAGGGAAAAUUCACGCAUAUCGCCCACCAUAGUCCACUUCCUGACACCUCUUCUCGCCGAAUACUGUUUAAGGCUGCUCUUCUCUCCUGCUCAGUCUCAAAGCCCAGUUGCGAUGGACGGUGGCAAAAGAGCAGAGACAGUCCUCGAAGCGUACUAUGCCCUCCCUUUGCCCUGCGCACAAGGCUAUCCAAUCAGGGUGAUGGACGCGCUGCGCGCAUGCCUCCCCGCAGCCGUUGCCAAGCCGUCAGGUGAUACCCCGUCCCCGUCGAAGAAGCCAAAGAACAGAGACACAGACGACGUGCAUACGCGCAGGUACCCACCGCUACCACGGCCGCAGCCUGUCGAGCAGGAAAGAACGACGGAGGCUGAUAGGACACUGCCGGGGAUCAGUGUGUGCGCGUCUCCUGUACAUCAGACGAGCGACGGGCAGUGGGUGGACGGGCACACGCCAGUGUUUGUGCAUCAUGCGGAGGAGCGCUUUACGUGGGAGCGCAUCGUGGCAGGCCAGGACGUGGGUGCCGCAGGUGGCAUCAUGGGCGUGCCUGCGAGAUGGAGGGGAUGUUCGCGGGGCUGUCUGGAUUUCCUCGAUGAGGAGGAUAAGCCGAAGGAUGAGGCGGAUGACGAGGACACGGAUGUGGAUAUGGAUGGGGAUGUGGAUGUGGGAUCGGAUGGAGAGCUGGGAGUUCAAGUCGUCGAUUUGUCUUCGGGUGGGUUGAUGGACUUGGACGAUUUUGACGAGUGA
Messenger RNA from Fibroporia radiculosa, 2004 nucleotides. RefSeq lists its product as uncharacterized. The coding region runs from base 1 to 2004 and encodes 667 amino acids. The record is from RefSeq and is a predicted model, not a curated record. NCBI's taxonomy places the organism in Eukaryota, Fungi, Basidiomycota, Agaricomycetes, Polyporales, Fibroporiaceae. The transcript has 3 exons.